Patiria miniata (bat star) is the source of this 1312-nucleotide messenger RNA. Its product is annotated as tyramine receptor Ser-2-like. The record is from RefSeq and is a predicted model, not a curated record. Lineage: Eukaryota; Metazoa; Echinodermata; Asteroidea; Valvatida; Asterinidae. Gene Ontology annotation, biological process: adenylate cyclase-activating adrenergic receptor signaling pathway. Gene Ontology annotation, cellular component: membrane. Bases 32 to 1300 code for a protein of 422 amino acids. Gene Ontology annotation, molecular function: G protein-coupled receptor activity. The transcript has a single exon.
UCGUGCUUGGCGUGGGAUCCAAAUUCGUGUAAUGUGCCUGAAGCUUCGGAUUUGUUGGCGCCUAAACAUAUUUUCCUGCAUCAUUUGUACCGUGACACUCCCACACUUUACAAGCGGAUAUCAUACUGUCACCUGGACAUUGUCAGUCAUCGCUAUGGCAAUUACCGGUAAUAAUAAUUCAUUGGCCGUCUUGGACACGACGAGCGAUGAUGACGACCUACCGGCGACUGUGAUAGUCGUCGCCUCGGUGUGCGCAUCGGGGCUCGCUCUUGUCACUGUCGUCGGUAACCUUUUGGUAAUCACCGCUUACGUGAAAAACAAGAAACUGCGAAGCAUCGCCAACAGUUUUCUGGUUUCCUUGGCAUGUGCUGACCUGCUGGUCGGAAUUGUGGUCAUUCCGUUCUACAUCUCCCUGGAAUUUGUCAAUCGGGGGAAUUGGUAUCUAGGACAGUGGGCGUGCUUCUUUUUCUUCGCGUUCGACGUCAUGGCCUGCACCGCUUCCAUUUUACACCUGUGCGUCGUUUCGGCCGACCGCUACGUGGCCAUAGUCCAUCCCAUGACAUACCCGGUGAAAAUGACCAGGAGGCUCGCCUGUGUGCUCAUGCUCGUGGCCUGGGGUUUGUCACUCUGUGUGUCCUUCCCCUGGAUGCUGUACUGGAACACCAUCAUUCCAGUGUCGCCCGAACUCGGCAACCACUGCCUGCUGCCCUCCCCAGUGCUUUACAAUGUUGCGUCAUCCGGCAUUUCGUUUUUCGUCCCGGCAACGAUAAUAAUCGUGCUCUACGCGAAGAUGUUCUGCGUAGCUUGGCAACACAGUAGGAGGGUCCAGAAAGGCAGGCUUCAGGUGGGAAAUGGCGAUGGGGAGCCUCACCAGGAAGCCAUGAGAAUACACCGAGGCGGUCGUGCACAACAAGCCCAAACCGAACUACACCGGGAGUACCGAGCAGCGAAGACAGUUGGGCUCGUGGUCGGGGCUUUCAUGGUUUGCUGGUUGCCGGUCUUUAUCAUCAUAGUCAUCAACCCAUGGUGCGGGGAAGCUUGUAAGGAACUCAGAAGCUACAUCAACUGGCUUGGUUUCAUCAAUAGUGCUGUCAACCCUUUCAUUUACGCGUUCACCAAUUUGCAGUUCAGGGAGGCCUUCGCAAGUAUUGUGUGCUUUGCAAGAAACAGGACAGGUAGAGGAAGAAACGGACUGCAUUCGGAUUGCAGGCAAAACAGGUUCUUUGCAGGACAUGCACCCCAAACUCGAGUUUCAAGUUCUCCACCAACGAAAUACCAACUUAAGCACAUCUACUUCUAAAUUUGAUGCAAA